This is a messenger RNA of Guyanagaster necrorhizus, 798 nucleotides long. RefSeq lists its product as uncharacterized. The coding region runs from base 1 to 798 and encodes 265 amino acids. The record is from RefSeq and is a predicted model, not a curated record. NCBI's taxonomy places the organism in Eukaryota, Fungi, Basidiomycota, Agaricomycetes, Agaricales, Physalacriaceae. The transcript is spliced from 4 exons. Gene Ontology annotation, molecular function: zinc ion binding; nucleic acid binding.
AUGGCUGAAAUCAUUGAGAUUGCUCAAUUCAGUAUGGAAAAUGCUCAUCAUCAUAACUAUGAUCACAAUUGUCAUGCUAAUAAUAUGUGCACCAAUGCUGCCAUAGAAGUCAACAACCAGCAUGAUCAACUCCAACUCAGAAAGCUUGUAAAAUUCAUUCUGGUGCAGUUCCUGGCUCAAAAAAAGAAGCCUUGGGAUGAAAAAGAGCUCUCAAAAAAAGAGCAGGCAGAGUAUCUUGCUGAUGGCCAUUGUUUCUGCUGUGAAAAAGCUGGUCAUAAAUCAAGAGACUGUCCAGAUGGUCACCUUGCCUCUGGAAAACACUCUGGUCCAUCUGGGCUCUCUUCAGCCAGUAUUUGUGUAGCUCUGAAGGAGGCUGAUAGAGUAACACAGUUAGCAAGUGCCUCUAGCACACAAUUUGACUUACAAUUGAAUAGCAUUGAUAUGCAUGGUCUUUUGAAUCUUGUGCCUGCUCAGUUCACAGAGUUUUGUGCUGAUAAUGCUUGUGACUCAGCUUGCAGCUCUGCCUGUGGAUGUGAGGGUGAUGAUGAUCUUACCUUGGAUACUAUUGACAGUCCCCCCAUGCUAGAGAAUAUUGAGGAGAAGAGUGGAGAUUCCAUAUCUUUCAAUCCUGACAAGUGGUGCUCAUGUCAGCCUCCAUGGAAGGAUGCAGAUUAUCCAAAACUUAGUCCAGGAGAACAUUGUGAUUGGUCAGAAGCACAGGCCUCAAAGUUUUUGCAAACUCCAAAAAACAUCAUUGUAUCAGCAUCAGUGGUAAAGUCUGGAAGGAUUGCAAUCUGA